CCACCACAGCCAUAACCAUAUCACAAACAAUAUCAAACACAAGAAUUUUCAUUUUUCCACGGAGCCAUCGCACCAUGGCUUCCAAGUUAUGUGAUUCAUGCAAGUCAGCCUCAGCCACCGUCUACUGCCGCCCUGACGCCGCCUUCCUCUGCUCCCCCUGCGACUCCAAGGUCCACGCCGCUAACAAGCUCGCCUCCCGCCACCCUCGCGUCUCACUCUGCGAGGUCUGCGAGCAGGCACCUGCUCACGUCACCUGCAAGGCCGACGCCGCCUCCCUCUGCCUUGCCUGCGACCGGGAUAUCCACUCCGCCAACCCUCUCGCUUCCCGCCACGAGCGAAUCCCCGUCACUCCCUUCUAUCACUCCCUCGCCGCUACCGUCAAGUCUCCGGUCAACUUCCUUGAUGACCACAGGUUCUUCUCCGACGCCGAUGCUGAUGCGGAUGUUGACGUCAGCACUGAGGAGGCCGAGGCUGCUUCCUGGCUCCUUCCCACACCUUCUAACCCUUCCAAGGCAGAUCUGAACUCGUCUCAGUACAUUUUCCAGGAGAUGGAACAGGUUCCGUAUGUAGAUCUGGAUUACGGCAACGUGGAUCCCAAAUCGGAGCCGAAGAGCUCCGCCACCACCGACGGAGUUGUUCCGGUGCAGAGCAAGACCGCUAACGAGCACUACUUUGAGCCUUUCGCCUACGGUGGCUACAAGUACAACUCGCAAUCUCAGUCACAGUCACAGAUGAGCCAUAGCGUGUCGUCGUCGUCGAUGGACGUUGGUGUUGUGCCGGACGGGAACGCGAUGUCUGAGAUAUCGAACUGCAAGGUAGCAUCGUCGGUGGAGGGAGGGAACCAGGCAGUGACGGUGACGGCGCAGUUCUCGGCGGCGGAUAGGGAAGCUAGGGUUUUGAGGUAUCGGGAGAAGAGGAAGAACCGAAAGUUCGAGAAGACUAUUCGCUACGCUUCUCGUAAGGCUUAUGCAGAAACGAGGCCAAGGAUCAAAGGCAGAUUCGCCAAGCGCACUGAGGUUGACCCUCUCAAUGGAUACGGCGUCGUUCCGUCGUGUUAAUUUUCCGUCUUUUUGUAUGGAAUCACCGAAUCAAUAACCAUAAUAACGAUGAUUAAUAUAUGCCGGGGUUACUUGCUCUCUUCUUUUUUUCUUAUUCUCCUGUUUGCUUUUCUAUGUAUAUAUUUUUUUGUAUGAAUUAUGCAAUGUAUAAAGUUGCAAACUCUUUUGCCA
This is a messenger RNA of Arachis stenosperma, 1229 nucleotides long. Its product is annotated as zinc finger protein CONSTANS-LIKE 4. Gene Ontology annotation, molecular function: zinc ion binding; protein binding. Lineage: Eukaryota; Viridiplantae; Streptophyta; Magnoliopsida; Fabales; Fabaceae. Gene Ontology annotation, cellular component: nucleus. The record is from RefSeq and is a predicted model, not a curated record. Bases 75 to 1058 code for a protein of 327 amino acids. Gene Ontology annotation, biological process: regulation of photoperiodism, flowering; regulation of flower development. The transcript is spliced from 2 exons.